CGCUCGAUGAAAGUAACAUGAACGCCACCUGGUGAGGUGGCUUUGUCCCUAUCGAAACGGAAAUUCGUUCACUGCGUCCGUAUCUUUGGCUUUGUUCUUAAAUUCAUUAAAGAGUCCCUAUACACAUCAAGAUGGGUAGGGAGGACAAAGCAACCUGGAAAUCAAACUAUUUCCUUAAACUCAUUCAACUUUUGGAAGACUACCCAAAGUGUUUCAUUGUGGGCGCUGACAAUGUCGGUUCCAAACAAAUGCAACAAAUCCGUAUGUCGCUCCGCGGCAGCGCCGUCGUACUCAUGGGCAAGAACACCAUGAUGCGUAAGGCCAUCAAGGGACAUCUGGAAAGGAACAACUCCUUGGAGAAAUUGCUCCCGCACAUCAAGGGAAACGUGGGCUUCGUGUUCACCCGCAACGAUCUCGUCGAGAUCCGUGACAAGCUUCUCGAGAACAAAGUCCGCGCUCCAGCUCGUCCAGGUGCCAUCGCUCCGUUGUCCGUCAUCAUCCCAGCCCAAAACACCGGUUUGGGUCCUGAGAAGACCUCUUUCUUCCAGGCUCUGUCUAUCCCAACCAAGAUUUCCAAGGGAACAAUUGAAAUCAUCAACGAUGUGCACAUCUUGAAGCCUGGCGACAAGGUCGGAGCCUCCGAGGCUACCCUCCUCAACAUGUUGAACAUCUCUCCGUUCUCAUACGGUCUGCUCGUCGAGCAGGUCUACGAUUCCGGCACUCUGUUCGCUCCGGAGAUCUUGGACAUCAAGCCCGAGGAUCUCAGGGAGAAGUUCAUGGCUGGUGUCGCCAACUUGGCCUCCGUCUGUUUGUCCAUUGGAUACCCAACCACCGCUUCCACUCCACACAGCAUCGCCAACGGAUUCAAGAACUUGUUGGCCAUCGCCGCCGUCACCGACGUCGAGUUCAAGGAAGCCACCACCAUCAAGGAGUACAUCAAGGACCCCAGCAAAUUCGCCGCUACUCCAGCCCCGGCUGCCGCCGCUGCUUCUUCCGCUGCCGCUAAGCCAGCCAAGGAAGAGAAGAAGGAGGAGUCUGAGGAGGAAGAAGAUGAUGAUAUGGGUUUCGGUCUUUUCGAUUAAGUUCGCAGACUACGCGAUUUGUUGUUGUAACCAGACUGUCAUAACAAUAAACAUGAAGACAUAAUUUGA
Molecule: messenger RNA, 1151 nt
Organism: Nicrophorus vespilloides
Lineage: Eukaryota; Metazoa; Arthropoda; Insecta; Coleoptera; Silphidae
Gene: RpLP0
Product: 60S acidic ribosomal protein P0
Exons: 3
Coding region: 132-1082 (316 amino acids)
Biological process (GO): ribosomal large subunit assembly; ribosome biogenesis; cytoplasmic translation
Cellular component (GO): cytosolic large ribosomal subunit
Molecular function (GO): large ribosomal subunit rRNA binding; structural constituent of ribosome
Source: RefSeq, a predicted model, not a curated record